AUGGACCAGCCAGAUCUGAAAGAGGGUGAUGGGCCAAUUGCUCUGGUUAUUGUGCCAACUCGAGAAUUAGCACUCCAAGUAUACCAAGAAGCUAAACGUUACUGCAAAGUAUACAACAUUAACGUUGUUUGUGCCUAUGGUGGUGGAAGCAAAUGGGAACAACAGAAUGCACUCACUGAAGGGGCUGAAUUAGUCAUUGCAACACCU
Molecule: messenger RNA, 207 nt
Organism: Loa loa (African eye worm)
Lineage: Eukaryota; Metazoa; Nematoda; Chromadorea; Rhabditida; Onchocercidae
Exons: 2
Molecular function (GO): ATP binding; nucleic acid binding
Source: RefSeq, a predicted model, not a curated record